Aphanomyces invadans is the source of this 1337-nucleotide messenger RNA. RefSeq lists its product as hypothetical. The record is from RefSeq and is a predicted model, not a curated record. The transcript has 2 exons. NCBI's taxonomy places the organism in Eukaryota, Oomycota, Saprolegniomycetes, Saprolegniales, Verrucalvaceae. Bases 462 to 1076 code for a protein of 204 amino acids.
AUGCGCGGUACCAUCAUGGACGUUGGAGUGAACUGCGGCGCCAAGAGGAAGGAGGCGACCACAGUGAACGCAAAGCUCCAGCGCAAACGAAGUUACAACCGUGAGAGAUUACGACACAAGACACUUGCGUACAAGGCCGACGUGCUUGCAUUAACCACAGAAAUCGAUCAGCUUCGGGCGACACUGGCGGCAAUGAUGUUCGACCGAAAAGAGACACAGCUACCGUGGCAAGAUGUGCCACAGGUUUUCCUCAGCGACCGCGCUAUGGUUGAGUACCAGCUCAAAUGUCUGAGCAAGCAGGUGGUGGAUCAGGACAAGCUCAAUCGAAUAAUGAUGCAGUGGUUGACGACAUCGCAAACACCCAUCCACGUAACUUCCUUCAUGGGUGGAAUCUAUCUAACGCGACCUCAAUGUAGCGAUCACUCGACCCCAAUGUGCUCACGUACAAGUACACGUCUCUCAUGGCGGAUUCAUCGGUGCGAUCCGUCGGUUUGGAUUGGAUAUCGAAGCGUUUGUUUCGCAAUUUGAACCCGUGGAUGGAGCGAAGUCGUGUCGCAGUGUCCAUGACGCCAUACUACCGCGUCGCCGUGCAUGAAGGCGAAGAUCAAUCGUAUUAUGUGCUGGAAGAGUACAAGCAGCGCGUGGAACCCAUGGCGUUGGCACUCGUGUCGUCGAUUCUGCACAGAAUGUACUUCGAGUUCGUGGACGGCGAUCAAGUAGACGACGCCCAAGGCGACAAGCUACGGUACCUCCGCUACGCGUCGCUAUACGGCCGAGCGCGUAACCAAAUCUUCCACGAGAACAUGCUGGUCCGAGCGUAUGACGACCCCGUCCACUCCCGCUACGUGAUCUUUACUCACAGCAUAUCGGAUGACUCCAAGUACCCUCAGGAUAUUCAGAGCGACUGGACUGCAUGGUUGGGAACGACAGAGCUAGAACAAGAUCCUGAUUGCUUUGUAGGGUCGUCGCCGAAGCUCUGUCUCCCACAGAAACAGUCAUCCAACACGGCUACAUCUCAAAUGGACUGCGGCGGGGAUCCCGACCCCUUACUUUGGAAGAAGAAUGUCCAGCUCUAGAAAGGGGCACUUUUGCGACUGACGCCGACAAAUUUACCAAGUUUGCCGAGCUCCAGCGAAUGUACCGGUUGACCAGGCAGGUCGACGAUAUAUUGCACUUCGAUCGAGUUGCUGAAGAUGUCGCAAGGGAAGGGCGAUGAAACUAACGUCGAUCCAUCGCAACCGUCAUGGGUCAGUCGGUGCGGUGCGACGACUGUGACUUUUCACACCUUCAAAGCCUCCAGCAGGUAAACUUAAACGAGCAAGUUUUCAACCCUGAAA